Messenger RNA from Kuraishia capsulata CBS 1993, 1311 nucleotides. RefSeq lists its product as uncharacterized. Gene Ontology annotation, molecular function: URM1 activating enzyme activity; thiosulfate-cyanide sulfurtransferase activity; adenylyltransferase activity. Gene Ontology annotation, cellular component: cytoplasm; cytosol. Bases 1 to 1311 code for a protein of 436 amino acids. The record is from RefSeq and is a predicted model, not a curated record. Gene Ontology annotation, biological process: protein urmylation; tRNA wobble position uridine thiolation. The transcript has a single exon. Lineage: Eukaryota; Fungi; Ascomycota; Pichiomycetes; Pichiales; Pichiaceae.
AUGAGAGAAAAGAGUAUAAACGAUCUGGCAAAAGAGCUGGAACUGCUCAAACUUGAAAAUAGGAGACUUUCGGAGUUAAUAGCCACACCUACAGUGACAAGUCGAGAGACAAGCCAAGAGACAACCCCAGACCUAGACCUACCUCUUAGCCUGGAUGAAUACAAAAGAUACGGUCGUCAGAUGAUAGUUCCUCAACUACGUCUCAACGGACAGUUAAAAUUGAAAUCAGCCAAAAUAUUGGUAGUGGGGGCUGGUGGACUUGGAUGUCCAGCUCUGUAUUAUCUGUGUGGUGCUGGUGUUGGGACCAUAGGCAUAGUGGACCACGAUACGGUGGAUAUUUCAAACUUGCACCGUCAGAUACUACACUCCAACAAAACUGUGGGGAUGCUCAAAUGUGAUUCUGCGCAGAAGAAAUUGAACGAGUUGAAUCCUCUCGUUAUAAUUAUUACCCAUCCAGUGGCUAUAGCCAAUGACAACGUCUUCGAGAUCAUGAAAGACUACGAUUUGGUGCUGGAUUGCACAGACACUCCAGCCACUAGAUAUCUAGUCAACGAUGCAGCUGUGAUUUUGGGAAAGACCAUAGUUUCUGGGUCAGGUGUUAAAACGGAGGGGCAAUUGUCAAUUUUGAAUUUUUCACAAACGGGUCCGUGCUAUAGAUGUUUCUAUCCUUCUCCACCACCUCCUAACUCAGUCACAGCAUGCUCUGACGGCGGUGUUAUAGGGCCUAUAAUUGGGUUGGUAGGAACCAUGAUGGCCAUAGAAGCCAUCAAGGUGGUGACGGGAUCGUACACUGUUGAGAGUUUCCAGCCCUUUUUGUCGUUAUACUCCGGAUACCCUCAACAGUCGCUGAGGACUUUCAAGAUGAGAGGCAAGUCACCAAAGUGCGCUGUUUGUAGCACAAAUGCUACUCUGACCAGAGACAUGGUGGAAUCUGGUGCAAUCGAUUAUAGCGCUUUCUGUGGAAAAGUGGACUAUAAUGUGGUGGAUCAACGUACUGAGAGAAUAACGGUCUCUGAAUAUACCUCUCUCGAGACAAAGGGUUGUCUUUUGGAUGUCAGACCAAAGGAACAGUUUGAGAUUUGUUCACUUCCUGGAUCAGUGAGUAUACCUCUUGCCCAGCUACAGAGAUGUCAUUCCGAGGACCUGAAGGGCCUCUAUGAGCCAUUGUAUAUAGUUUGUCGUUACGGCAAUGACUCCCAACUGGCUGCUAGAGAAUUACGCAACAAGUUUGGAUUUGAAAAGGUCAAGGAUCUCAUCGGGGGGCUAAAUGCAUGGAGCCAGGAGAUCGAUGACACAUUCCCGAGGUAUUGA